AUUAUUAUGGUCAAAGGGCCCCCAAAUUAAUUUGCCCCUGGCCCCGAAAAACCUUGGGACGGCCCUGCAUCUGUUGACUGCCGAAAUAAACUCGAUUCAUAAGGAUUAAUGUUGUGGAAAAGGGAGGCCUGAGGGGUUUAAAAACGUAGGCCUACAGAAUUAGUACAAAUACUAUCUACCCUUUCACAAAAAAUAAUUUAUAACCCAAUACCUAUUCAUAUAGAAAUAUUUCGAAAGUACUGUAAACAAUACGGGGGAUCCGUCCCUUUCAUUAGUUUCAUCAUAUUUCCGAAAAAUAAAAAUAAAAAUAUUUAUAGUAAAAUAUUAUGUAUUAAUGUCGGAGGAAUUACUAAUCGGCCUUCGACAGUACUAUUUAGAAAUUUUGUUGGCACUAGUGAAUCAGUCUUUUUGAUCCUCCAAAUUCUUAACAAAAGAUUUAAAAGGUUUAUUUUACCUGUUUGUGAGACGAUUUCACCAAAACUGAUGCGACGUUGCCAGACGUAGUUUUAAAAAAAAUUGCAACAUUGUACCCGUACCUAUAUAAUAACGAUGGUUGCCUGCGCCACAUGAUCAAUUGGAUAAGCUACAAGGACACCCUCAGACGCCAAACAUACCCGCCACUGCUCAUUGUCAUCAGUCAUCAUUGCCCUGGUCACAGCCGUCCCGAAUACCUAUAUACAGUUUUCGACAGCCGCCGCCGCCGCCAUUGCUGUUUUAUUUUUAUUAAAAAUUAUUGGAGGAUAUAUUGAAAAUGGACACCAAUCCCAAUUCAGACACCCAUUUGAAGAAUACACGUGAACUAGAUAAUUUAUCAACAAAAUUUGGCAAAUUAUCAUUGGCUGAAGCUCAACAAAAUAAUAACCAAUUAUUAGACAAUAUUAAAAUGAAGAGCUCUGGUAAAAUAAAAUUACCAACACCACGUAGUUCUAUUUUGCGUCCAAUGCUUAAAAUUUAUUCCGUGGAAAAAAUUGAGUCUUUUGAUUACAUCGACAAACAUCUAUAUUAUUUAAACCGUAAUAUAUACCAGUCAUUUUUAAGACGCAGAGUGAAAGUCUCUCCAAAGACUACAAACGAGUUGAUAAUUCAUUUAGUAGCCUUUCAGACAUUUGUCAAUGAUCAUGGUAAGUUCUUAGUUGGUUGCAAACAAUGGUCUACUGUUGUGGACUACGUUUUUAUGGCAUGGAAACAUGUGGACAAUAUGCCAAUAGAUACUAGUCUUAUGCAUGAACGAGCACGCAGAAAUUGUUUUUGUUUAUUGUUAAAAUAUUGUAUGAUAGCACUCAUUAAACUGAAAAACACAUUUAGCAAAGAGAAAAAAGAACAUUGUUUUAAAAAUUUGAAAUUACUAUGCGACACCAGCCAAGAUGACAUUGUGAAGAAUAUCCAAGAAAUGUUGUUUCAAAUAUAUUUAUAGUAUUGAUUUUCUAGAAUAAUUAAAAAUUAUAAUAAUUUUAUUGUAAAUUACUUUGUGUAUUAUUAUUUACUUGAUUUUAUAUUUAUAUAAUGUUAUAAUAAUUUUUUGAUAAUGAUUGAUUGAUUUGAAUUCUAAAGUAAAUUUAAAUUUUAUUUUUGUUAUUUAAAUUUAAAACAAUGUUUCUAUUAAAAUGUUUUUGUAAUAAUAA
Molecule: messenger RNA, 1622 nt
Organism: Rhopalosiphum padi (bird cherry-oat aphid)
Lineage: Eukaryota; Metazoa; Arthropoda; Insecta; Hemiptera; Aphididae
Exons: 6
Coding region: 752-1414 (220 amino acids)
Biological process (GO): nuclear protein quality control by the ubiquitin-proteasome system; proteasome localization
Cellular component (GO): nucleus
Source: RefSeq, a predicted model, not a curated record